AUGAAGUUCUUCAGCACUCUUAGCACCCUUGCGGUGGCCCUCAUGAUGAGUGGCGAGGCUCUGGCUGGUACCUACAAGGGUUUCAGCAUUGGCGCCAACAGGGCUGAUGGUGCCUGUAAGUGGGAAGCCGACUGGAAGAAGGAUUUCCAGGCCAUCAAGAGCUGGAACAAGGGUUUCAACGCUGUUCGUCUGUACUCUGCCGAUGACUGCAACACACUUGUCAAGGCCGUCCCCGCUGCCAAGGCCACUGGCAUGAAGAUCCUUGUCGGCGUUUGGGCCACCGAUGAUGCUCACUUCGGCCGCGACAAGGCCGCUCUCCUCAAGGCUAUCAAGCAACACGGCACCGGUUGGAUUGCCGCCAUCAGCGUCGGAUCCGAGGACCUCUACCGUGAGGACAUCUCUCCCCAGAAGCUCGCACAGCAGAUCUACGACGUCCGAGGCAUGGUCCACCAAUACAACAAGAACAUCAAGGUCGGACACACCGACACCUGGACCGCUUGGGUCGACGGCCGCAACGACGUCGUAACCAAGGCCUGUGAUCUCGCCAUUACAAACGGUUUCCCCUACUGGCAGGGCGUUCCCAUCAAGGAUGCUCUCCGUCUCAAGACCUUCCAGAACUCUUUCUGGAACGUUCAGAAGCACGUCAAGGCUGUCAACUCCAAGGCUGUUGUCUGGGUUGGCGAGACCGGCUGGCCUACCAAGGGACCCAACUACCAGAAGGCUGCUGCCACCACUGCCAGUCUUCAGCAGUUCUACAACAAUGUCGGUUGCUGGCUCUGGCAGCAGAAGGAUGCCAGUGGUUUCUGGUUCACUGCUUUCGAUACACCUGCGCACAGCACCGAGGUUGAGAAGUACUUCGGUAUUGCCAACAAGGAUCGCAAGCUCAAGUUCAGCCUUACUUGCUAA
Fusarium poae is the source of this 906-nucleotide messenger RNA. RefSeq lists its product as uncharacterized. Gene Ontology annotation, cellular component: cell surface; extracellular region; fungal-type cell wall. Gene Ontology annotation, molecular function: 1,3-beta-glucanosyltransferase activity; glucan endo-1,3-beta-D-glucosidase activity. The coding region runs from base 1 to 906 and encodes 301 amino acids. NCBI's taxonomy places the organism in Eukaryota, Fungi, Ascomycota, Sordariomycetes, Hypocreales, Nectriaceae. The record is from RefSeq and is a predicted model, not a curated record. The transcript has 2 exons. Gene Ontology annotation, biological process: cell wall organization; carbohydrate metabolic process.